Molecule: messenger RNA, 648 nt
Organism: Trichoderma virens Gv29-8
Lineage: Eukaryota; Fungi; Ascomycota; Sordariomycetes; Hypocreales; Hypocreaceae
Exons: 2
Coding region: 1-648 (215 amino acids)
Source: RefSeq, a predicted model, not a curated record
AUGGCUCUCGAGCUUUAUAUCCCCCCAUGCAUCCGCACCCCAGCCCACCCUUUCCAUCUCCCACCAUGGAAGAAACCACUGAGGAUAUGCAUCGAAGGUCCGUUGGUGUCUGUGCAAAAGCUACUACCGGAUGUUCAAUGGCACGUCAGUGAUUCCCGAUUUUUGGUGUUUCCACAACCGGCUGGUCCCGAACUUGCAAAGUUGACAUAUCGAGCGCUCUAUGGACGGGAAGUUAGCAGCCAAAUUACGGGUGAUAUGGUUGUUCGGGACGAGUAUCUGGGCUGGGUGAUGAAAGACCGAAGGCCGCUGCCAUGCAUCGAUUACUAUGGAGUCACUUUUGAUCACCACGUUCCCGUUGAAGAUGAUGAAGAUCCAGAAGUGCUGCAAAUUAACAUCAUCGAAAUGGAUGAUGAUGCUGGAGAAUACGCAAAUGAUUGCCUGUUAUUUACGGUAAAUCCAGCAGACUAUACAGGAAAGAAGGUGUUGGCAGUCCCAAGAUGUUGUGGCAAGAGAAAGGGCAAAACGGACCGGUUCCGCAUAAAUUCCUCAGUUGUCGAUAGAGAGGGAAGGAUGCAUCAGUCCAAAUUCAAGGAGCGCUUAGGGCCUACAUAUAUGCUUAAAUACGACAAAGAUGACGUGCGGAGUUGA